AUGUCUUCUUGAGCUUUAGAGGCACGGAUUUGCGUAACAACUUCCUCGGUCAUCUGUACAAAGCUUUAGAGAAGAGUGGAGUAUACGCUUUCUUUGAUAGCGAGGAACUGAGGAAGGGAGACGAAAUAUCGCCAGUGCUUAUGAAGGCCAUCGAGCAAUCGUGUAUCGCAAUAAUCGUUUUCUCGGAGAAUUACGCUUCCUCACAAUGGUGCUUGGAGGAGGUAGCGAAGAUUAUGGAGUGCAAGGAGCAAACAUACCUUACCGUUCUACCAGUGUUUUAUAAAGUGGACCCAAGAGAAGUGAGAGGAGGGAGAAAGAGUUAUGGGAAAGCUCUUUCUAAGCAUGAAUCCAAGUUCAGGAAGGAUUUGGAGAAAGUGAAGAGAUGGAAGAAAGCUCUUUUUGACGCCGGUAGCUUGUCCGGUUGGCAUUUGAGUGAUGGAGAUGAAUCGGAGCUCAUACAAAGAAUUGUGAAGGAAAUCUCCACUCACUUAGACCGAUCACCUUUGCAUGUUGCUAAGCAUCCGGUUGGGAUAGAUUCCCGAGUGGUUAAGCUGGAAUGGAUGUUAAACCUUAAGGCUCAAGAUAAUGUUGUCAUGGUGGGAUUAUGGGGACAGGGAGGCAUAGGGAAGACAACUUUAGCAAAAGCUCUUUAUAAUACUAUUUUUAGACAAUUUGAGGGUUCAUGUCUUCUAGCAAAUGUUCGAGAAGCUUCAAAAGAUUCUAAGGGUUUAGUUCUGUUGCAAGAAAAAUUACUGUCCGAGAUUUUGAUACUACAACAAAGAUUAGAAGUGUCCAGUGUCGAUAAAGGUAUAAACCUCAUACAGCAUAGACUUCGUCACAAAAAAAUUCUCCUCAUCCUUGAUGAUGUGGAUGACUUGUGCCAGUUAAAUGCUUUAGCUAGCGAAGGCAAGUGGUUUGGUGGUGGGAGUAAGAUCAUCAUUACUACAAGAGAUAAACAUUUGUUGACUUGUCACGGGAUAAAUCAAGAUCACAUCUAUGAAGUUAAAGCACUAGAUGAUAGUGAAGCUCAUGAGCUGUUAAGUAAGCAUGCUUUUCCAACACAACCAAAAUUGGAAAUCGGGACCGAUCUAGUUGACGGUGUUCUGAACCUUACGAAAGGCCUUCCUUUAGCACUUGAGAAACUUUCUAGAGUACCUAACAGUAAAAUAAAUGAUGUGCUCAAAAUAAGUUAUGAUGGACUAGAGGAAAAUGAGAAAGAGAUUUUUCUCGAUAUUGCCUGCUUUUUUAAGGGGAAGAAUAGUGAGUACGUAGAGAAAGUUCUCGAUAGUUGCGAUCUUGAGGCAAUAAUAGGAUUGGAAAUUCUCAUGGAGAGGUCCUUGAUAAGAAUUGGUUUCACAAUAGAAAUGCAUGACUUGAUUCAAUUCAUGGGUAUGGAAAUUGUGAACCAAGAAUGUCGAGAUGAUCCCGACAAACGCAGUAGACUAUGGCGUCACGAUGAUGUCUUCAAUGUUCUAUCGGGCGGCGUGGGAGAUUGUGCUGUAAAAGCCAUAGUGUUGGAGCUACCCGAGCCAACAAAGAUGUGUAUUGGUCUUGAUGCAUUUACGAAAAUGAGAAGGCUGAGAUUGCUCAUAUUAUGUAACGUGCAUGAUACUUUCCAAGGUCCUCUAUGUCUUCCUGAUGAGCUUAGAUGGUUUGAAUGGCCUGGAUGUGCUCGCGGGAUUCCAGAAUUUUCCUCAAGUCCUAAGAAAUUAGUGGGACUUGAUAUGCCUAAAAGCAGUAUCGCAGUAGUGCCAAAACAAUUUAAGGUGAGCAUUUCCCUCUUGACAGAAUUAAUUCUGGCGUGGAACAAUAUUACUAGCCUUCCUACAUCCAUCAAUAAGCACGGUCGUUUAUCUCUGUUGCAUGUUCAAAGUUGCCAUCAGUUAAAAGAGAUUCCCGAGCUGCCGCCACUUUUGAAUUUCCUUUUGGCGGACGGUUGCGAAUCUCUGCAAAAAACUGGAGGUUUAACUUCAUUUCACAAUUUUGUCCCUAGAGGGUUGGCCAUGGCUAAUAUUUCCCCGCCUGACCAGCAGAAUACUGGUCGUUACAUGAUUUGUCUUCCUGGAGAAGAGAUCCCGAGGUGGGUCCUCCCUAUUGAAGAUGAUUCUGUAUUCUUCAUGGCUUCAAAGGAAUUGUAUGGCAAGUUUCUUGGAUUUGUUCUUUGUGCGGUUUUAAAUUCGAAUCGUAUCUGGCUUGAGUAUUUUAUACCAUCCAAGUUGUGGGGAGUAGUCGAUUUUGGUCAAACUGAUGGGGGUUAUGCACAAUUUAGCCUUAGAGUAUCGGGUGGAAUCGUGAAAAAGUGGGGAUUCCGAAUAAUAUGUAAGCAACUAGAGGAUGAUUUAGAGGUUGUGCUUGAAGACAAUGAGCUAAUAGAUCCAGCUUUACUCUAUGAGGUUGCUCAUGAAUCAACAGAUUCAGAAGCCUGA
Messenger RNA from Rhodamnia argentea, 2426 nucleotides. Its product is annotated as disease resistance protein RUN1-like. Gene Ontology annotation, molecular function: ADP binding. Gene Ontology annotation, biological process: defense response; signal transduction. Bases 141 to 2426 code for a protein of 761 amino acids. Lineage: Eukaryota; Viridiplantae; Streptophyta; Magnoliopsida; Myrtales; Myrtaceae. The transcript has 7 exons. The record is from RefSeq and is a predicted model, not a curated record.